This is a messenger RNA of Sesamum indicum (sesame), 3762 nucleotides long. Its product is annotated as protein TPLATE. NCBI's taxonomy places the organism in Eukaryota, Viridiplantae, Streptophyta, Magnoliopsida, Lamiales, Pedaliaceae. The record is from RefSeq and is a predicted model, not a curated record. Gene Ontology annotation, biological process: endocytosis.
GCAGCAGCAGCAGCACCUGUCACUGUGAAUGCUUCGCCCUGCAACACUCACUCCUUCUGUCCACCGUCGGCGAUCGCACCACCACUCCUUCAUUUCUCCGGCAUAAAUGAACUGUUUAAAUUCAGUCGCCUCGAUUCUGACAUUUCAGUUUAAGAUAUGAACUUAUGCUUCAAGCUCCGACGUUUGAGAUUCAUUCCUGUAUAGCCGAGCUCUGAAUUUUAAUUUCGGUGUGAAAGUGAACGUUAUAAAUGGACAUAUUGUUUGCUCAGAUCCAAGCGGACCUCCGCUCCAAUGACGCGCUCCGGCAGUCCGGUGCUUUACUCCAAGCGCUGCAACAAUGCGCCGCCGGACGGGAUAUCUCCGUCAUCGCAAAAUACGCAGUCGAAGAAAUCGUUGCUUCCCCAGCCUCCGCGGUCUCCAAAAAACUCGCGUUCGACCUCAUCCGCUCUACUCGCCUCACCGCUGAUCUAUGGGAAACCGUGUGUAGCGGCAUUCGCAACGACCUCGAUUUUCCUGACCCUGACGUCACCGCGGCCGCCAUCUCAAUCCUGGCAGCUAUCCCCUCCCACCGCCUAGGCAAACUCAUUACUGACUGCAAUAAAGAGAUUUCUGCUUGCUUCGAUUCGGCCAGCGAUAACCUCCGCUUUUCAAUAACUGAAACACUGGGUUGCAUUCUCGCACGUGACGAUAUCGUGACAUUGUGUGAAAACAAUAUUAACUUGCUCGAUCGUCUCUCCAAUUGGUGGAAUCGUAUUGCUCAAAACAUGCUUGAUAAAUCCGAUAAUGUUUCAAAGAUCGCGUUUGAAUCCAUUGGGAAAUUGUUUCAGGAACUUGAAACAAAGAGAAUGAGUCGGCUCGCUGGAGACAAGUUAGUUGAUACUGAAAAUUCUGUUGCUAUCAGAUCAAAUUGGGUUUCAUCAAUGGUUGAUUUUGUGUGGAAGAGGAGAGAUAUAUUGAUGGCUCGAUCAUUAAUUUUACCAAUAGAGAGUUUUAGAGCGACCGUUUUUCCGUUGGUUUAUGCAGUGAAGGCAGUGGCUUCAGGUUCAAUAGAGGCAAUCAAGAAAAUAUCCAGGUCAUCAAAGACUAGGAAUACUUCCGAUUCAGGGCAUGAAGAGAGCUUCGUAGGAGUGUCCAAUAUGGUAUCACAUUUGGCGCCAUUUUUGGUAUCAUCAUUGGAUCCUGCAUUGAUAUUUGAGGUGGGGAUUAAUAUGUUGUACUUGGCUGAUGUUCCUGGAGGGAAGCCUGAGUGGGCCUCUGAGUCAAUUAUUGCAAUUCUCACACUUUGGGACAGGCAGGAGUAUUCUUCCGCACGCGAGAGCAUAGUUAGAGCUGUGGUUACUAACUUGCACCUCCUUGACCUUAGUAUGCAGGUGUCGCUGUUUAAAAAGCUGCUUCAUAUGGUGAGAAACUUGAGGGCGGAAUCAGAUCGAAUGCAUGCUUUGGCAUGCAUCUGCCGAACUGCUCUCUGUGUCUAUCUUCUUGCAAAAGAGAAUGUUCGUCGAGGUCAAAAACCACUUGUUGGAACAGAUAUCGCUUCACUAUUUGAAGAUGCCAGAAUAAAGGAUGACCUACACAGUAUCACUAGCAAGAGCCUGUUUAGAGAAGAACUAGUUGCAAUGCUGGUAGAAAGCUGCUUCCAGUUGUCCUUGCCAUUGCCUGAGCAAACGAGUUCAGGUAUGGAGAGCAGGGUGAUUGGAGCUUUAGCAUAUGGAACUGGUUAUGGUGCAUUGAACUGGACAGAACCAGCCCUGGAAGUAGUGGAAGUGUGUAGACCAUGCAUUAAAUGGGAUUGUGAUGGUAGGACAUAUGCCAUUGAUUGUUAUCUAAAGUUGCUUGUUAGACUUUGCUACAUUUAUGACACCCGAGGUGGUGUCAAAAGAGUCAAAGAUGGGGCUUCUCAGGAUCAGAUAUUGAAUGAAACACGGUUGCAAAAUUUGCAGCGAGAGCUUGUUAGGGAUCUCCGUGAGGUUCACACCCCUAGAAUCAGUGGCCGUCUUCUCUGGGCUAUUUCAGAGCAUAUUAACUUGGAGGGACUGGACCCCCUUCUUGCUGAUGACCCUGACGAUCCAUUAAACAUAAUUUUAACAAAUAUCCACAAAGUUCUAUGCAACAUAGAUUCAUCUCCUAGUACAACAAAUCGGCUUCAAGAUGUUCAAGCAGUUCUUUUAUGCGCACAGCUUUUAGGAUCACGGAAUGCUAGGGCUGGACAAUUGUUGCCUAAAGAGCUUGAAGAAUUUAGGAGCCAUCCCUCUGCUGAUUCAGUCAAUAAGCACCAGUGCCGUUUAAUACUACAGAGAAUUAAAUAUGUUUCAAGUCAUUCAGAUGAUAAAUGGGCGGGGGUUAGUGAAACCAGAGGAGAUUACCCGUUUAGCCACCACAAGCUAACUGUUCAGUUCUAUGAUGCAUCUGCUGCUCAGGAUCGGAAACUAGAGGGAUUGAUACAUAAGGCUAUUUUGGAACUCUGGAGACCAGAUCCCAGUGAAUUAACUCAAUUGUUAGCAAAAGGGAUUGGCUUAAAUUUGAUCAAGGUUACGCCUAGUGCAAUUACUUUAACGGGUAGUAGUGAUCCUUGCUAUGUUGAGGGAUAUCACUUGACAGAUCCAAAUGAUGGAAGGAUUACCCUGCAUUUGAAGGUUCUGAAUCUUACAGAGAUUGAACUAAAUCGUGUUGACAUUCGUGUUGGUCUGUCUGGUGGGUUAUACUUCAUGGAUGGAUCUCCUCAAGCAGUUCGGCAGUUGCAUGAUGUUGUUUCACAGGAACCAGUAAGGUGCAGCGUGACUGUUGGGGUUUCCCAUUUUGAGCGUUGUGCUCUGUGGGUCCAAGUCCUGUACUAUCCAUUUCAUGGUAGUGGUGCUCCAGAAGAUUAUGAAGGGGAUUAUUCUGAGGAAGAUCCACAAAUUAUGAGACAAAGGAGAUGUCCGAGGCCUGAAUUAGGAGACCCUGUGAUUUUUAGAUGUCUGCCAUACAAAAUUCCGCUUACUGAACUUCUGGUGCCGCAUAAAAUUUCACCUGUUGAGUAUUUCCGUCUAUGGCCUAGUUUACCUGCUAUAGUGGAGUGUACCGGUACAUAUACAUACGAAGGAAGUGGUUUUAAGGCUACAGCUGCCCAGCAGUAUGGGGAGUCUCCUUUUCUCAGUGGCUUAAAAUCUCUGUCUUCGAAGCCUUUCCAUAAAGUUUGCUCACAUCUGAUUCGGACUGUUGCUGGAUUCCAGCUAUGCUAUGCUGCUAAAACUUUGUUUGGAGGGUUUCUCGGCAUGAUGAUUUCUGGUGCCAGUGAAGUAAGCAGAAACGUGGACCUUGGAGACGAGACCACCACCAUGAUAUGCAAAUUUGUGGUUCGAGCUUCAGAUGCAUCUAUCACAAAGGAGAUUGGUUCAGAUCUACAGGCCUGGAUGGAUGACCUUACUGAUGGCACAAUUGCGUACAUGCCUGAAGAUGAGGUCAAAGAAGCAGCCGCGGAGAGGCUGCGAAUCUCAAUGGAACGGAUAGCUUUGCUAAAGGCAGCACGGCCUCGUCGAAAGUCUUCCACUUCUGAUGAUGAUGAAGAGAAGGAAGAGGAUGAAGAGAAAAAAGAUACAGAGCAUAAAGACUACGAGGAAGAUGGAAAAGGCAAGGGACCUUCCACAUUGUUUAAAUUAACUGCAGAGGAAGUCGAACAUCGUGCUCUUCAAGCAGCUGUAUUGCAGGAAUGGCACAUGCUGUGUAAGGACAGGAGGAAACUCAAUUAGCUGAUCUUUUUUUUGGUCAUCAGGUUUUGAUUGC